Rhineura floridana is the source of this 3375-nucleotide messenger RNA. RefSeq names its product protein tyrosine phosphatase 4A2 (gene PTP4A2). The transcript has 7 exons. Gene Ontology annotation, molecular function: protein tyrosine phosphatase activity. Gene Ontology annotation, cellular component: nucleus. The record is from RefSeq and is a predicted model, not a curated record. Lineage: Eukaryota; Metazoa; Chordata; Lepidosauria; Squamata; Rhineuridae. Gene Ontology annotation, biological process: protein dephosphorylation; positive regulation of cell migration. The coding region runs from base 926 to 1429 and encodes 167 amino acids.
GGUUGGUGGGUGGCCGCCUGUCUGUCUUGUGCGGCUGGCUGAGGGGUAUAGCGCGUCGCGUCGGCUGCCGGUCAGGUCCGGUUUGGGAGGCUUCGAUUACGCGUCGUUGUCGGCUGUGCGCCCUUUUCCCCUUCCUCUUCUCCCUUCGCGGCUCUGGCCCGCUCCCGCGCCUUGACGCAGGAAGAGGGGCCCUCCCCGCCCGGGCCGUGUGGGAGGCGCCCGGUCCGCUCCGCGCCUGGACGUUCAAUGCUCUCGGUUCCUUCUGGCACAACUUGUGUGCGUGCGGUUGAGGCAAACGGAACAUUAAUGAAACUCUCAGCUCACAUGUUUCCACAAACAGCUCAUGAAAGGUUUUCCAUUCGAAUCCACGCCACACAUUUAUGGCGAUUCUGAGCAUCAGGGCAGAUUUCUGCCGGGCCCAGCACUGCACCCUGGCUGACAACUGAGCUGGAGGCCAGGGUCCUACGUGCCAUAACAAAACUUUGCCUUGAAGAUUCUGGACACCGAGACAGAAGCCUCAAAUAUAUGGGGAUAUCUUCUGCGCAUUUGACAACUCUUCCUCUUGGUGACGCUAGAGAAGCAAAGCCUGGCCAAACUCAAGUGGAAACAAGAUCUGCCCUUACAUCUUCUUUGUGCCUCAUCAGUGCCUAAAUGUAAAAAAGGCUGCCUAUUUUUUGCAUGUAGUAGGAGAGUGCAUAGUCUUGAGGAGCGCCACCUGCAGUGAUUGAGUCUGAAGUUAAAUCGCAGCACAUGCUCAAGCAAACCUGCUUUUCUUCAAGUGAAGAAUCAUCUUAAAGACUAACCAAGUAAACAAGGAAAGCUCUGAUCAAUCCCAAGACACUUUAGUGAUCUUUUUAAUGUUUUCUGCUGUGAAACGUUGCAAGGUUUGAAUUUCCCCCCCAAUACUCCCCACCUUCUUGCCACUAUGAACCGUCCUGCUCCCGUGGAGAUUACUUAUGAGAGUAUGCGCUUCUUGAUUACCCACAACCCCACCAAUGCAACCCUCAACAAAUUCACAGAGGAGCUGAAGAAGUAUGGAGUGACAACCUUGGUGCGAGUCUGUGAUGCUACCUAUGAUAAAGCACCAGUUGAAAAAGAAGGAAUUCAAGUUCUAGACUGGCCAUUCGAUGAUGGAGCACCACCUCCAAGUGAGAUUGUGGAGGACUGGCUCAAUCUUUUGAAAACAAAAUUUCGCGAGGAGCCUGGCUGCUGCGUUGCUGUACACUGUGUUGCAGGGCUGGGAAGAGCACCAGUUCUGGUUGCCCUCGCCCUCAUUGAAUGUGGAAUGAAGUAUGAGGAUGCCGUGCAGUUUAUAAGGCAGAAGAGAAGGGGAGCUUUCAAUUCCAAACAGCUGCUCUAUCUUGAGAAAUACCGACCGAAGAUGCGACUACGCUUCAGAGAUGCCAACGGCCACUGCAUUGUGCAGUAAAGGGGACGCCGUCCGUGAAGUCUUGAUGCUAUCAUGGCUGUCUUUCUGGACUUAUGAAACCUGGAAAUGUAAUUCUGGAUUUGAAUGACAUCCUUACCGUAGUAGAGUGGGUGCUCCUCUGCCUUUGUCCCAAUGAUGAUGAUUGUGAUAAAAAAUAAAAUUAAAACAAAACAUUUUGUGAAGGAUUGUCUUCUCAUAUUGCAGUCUGAGCAUUUGCCAAGAGACGAGCCUUCUUUGAGCCUUUUGCAUUUUUAACUUUUUGGAGAAAAAAAUAAAUAAAAUCAAUUUUAUGUCUCAAGGAAAACCAGAGUAUCAGACUGUACAGAAACCAUAGCCUUGAAGCAGGACAGCAUCCCUCACUUAGGUCCUGGCCCAAAUUUAUUUUUAGGUUUUAAUAGUUACUCUCCUUUUGGUGAAAGAUGGCAGUCAGGAUUGAAGGAGUGUCUGUGUAGCUGUUUGUGAGUGGUUGGCAGCCUUAAGCCCAAGUGGGUGUUCUUAGAAAAAGUGCUGUAUGUAUUUUGAGUUUGCAGGAUGUCCUGGCAGUUAGGGAGAGGUGUUGCUACACCAACCACACUGGGUGAAAGUCCUUUUCUUAACUGAGUGGCAUCUUCAGUCAUCAUUCAGUUUACAUGUAAACAGUCAUCUGACAUGAGGGUGGGGCUACUCUGUAAACCUUGGGGCUCCAUAACCCUUAAAAUAAGUUGUAACCUUUAUGAUUGUAUGGAUGUCCAAAUUACUUAAAGGCAGGUAUGCCAGAUGGGGUCCUCUGUGCUGAAAUGUUGCUCAUGAUUUGCUUACAGAUGCACUUCUCUAAAGAAUUUGGGUUGGAAGUUAGCUUCCUGAAAUUUGGGCAAAAAAAGUGACAGAGCAUAGGAAGAGACUUGGCAUGCAUGUUUGACUAAGGUAGUUAAAAAAAACUUCUAUCAAAGUCUGGAUGGAAAGGUUCCUUCUUGUCUGGAUGAUAUUUGCCUCUCUGAAAGGAAUAAACUUGAAUGAAGUGUGGUUCAAAUAGGGCUUUGGUGCCCAUUGGUAUCUCUUGAUCUUGGGUAUUCAAUGCCUGUGGGUAUUUUUCCAGACUGGCCUCAUGUAUAGUUUAUCUUAACCACUGAUUGCCUUGUUUCUGACUUUUCACCAAGUUCUUAAGGAAGACUUGCCAGCUCCACGCCUCCUCAUGAGCAUAUGCUGUCUUCAGGGUAUAAUGUAUGGGGAAUGUGUGCUGAAUUUUGGUUGGGAAGGACAGAAGGGCAUUGCUUGUGGGUUAGCCAGCUUCAGGUGACCUCUAUAAAACUGCUUUGGCUAGGCUGGGUCCACAAUUGCAGUGCCAACAGAAGCCAUGUCCCUUCCUUCUAACUUGGCUUUUUUAAACACUUGUUUGGCUACUUAAAAAUUCGACUAAGUCCCUGCCAGCCGCUCUUUCAGUGGGUAUAGACAAGGCCUUUACAGCCCUCCUAAACAGGGUACCAAUUCUGGGUUGUGUCUGAUCGCCUAUUAAAUAUUUUGAGUGUUGAAAGCAGAUCACAUUCGCUCUAUACAGACAUAAAGCCAAUUGUGAUGGUACUAUGCCAAUCAGUCUAGUUGUGGGUGGCUUAAUAGAUUGAAGUCUGUGAAACUGUUGGCCACAAAUGCCGUCUUUCAUCUAAAAUAUGGUAUAUAUUGGAGGGGCUUUGGCAUUUUAUUUAAAGUAUGCAAGUGUUCAUAGUAUCGUGUGUUAAAAAGAAUGCUUACCUGGAUAAAUGAGUCUAGGUUGAAAAAGCAGAAAAUAGCAGAUUGUUGUUCUUUCCUCCUCCCUUUCCGUCCCAUUUGCCCCCAUGUACACAUAAAGGCACAAAUUGUCCUUGUAACUAGUCUGAUUUCUACAAAAUGUGUAAGGGUUUUUUGCUAGAAAAAACCAGCUACAUCUAAGAUGUUGUAGCCUAAUAAAGACCAGCCUGAAACUUGUAGAACAA